AUGAAAACGGCACAAGAAAAUGAAAGAAAAUGGAAUAAAUAUCUAUGAUGGGUAUGUGACGGUUUAUAAAAUAUCUGCUUAGGUGAUCUAGUCACUGAAAUUGGCUUGACCAGUUCAAACGGGCUACCUACUCGGAAUUUGCGUUAUGUUAACAAUAAGGUUUUUACAUUAAAAAUCGAACUUGUCUAAAAUGAUAUAAUAGCAAAAAUUAUCUACAUAAUAUUAAAUUAAAAAAACUAACAAAACCUAAACGAAACAUUAAAUUUCAAAAUUAAAUUUAAAUUAAACGAACAAAUUAAAUUAAAACCACAAUGAAAAAGGCACCGACUCAACCUGUUCACGCCAACGAAUGUUUAGGCUCGAAGAAAACAGCGAUUAUUGUUAUCACCGUAGUUGGAUGCAUUGCAAUAUUAUGGCCAAAAGUAUUUCAUCCGAUGAUGUUUGGUGGCCCAUUGCCAAAACCUACCCCAAAGGAUCACCGUCUUCCUGGAGGCUGUUGUGAUGUCGUUCUUGAUAGAGAGAAAUUCUUGAAUUCCACCCCAUUUGAAGUUGGACCACAUUUGUAUCGAAAGCAAUUGAACUUGCUAACCGGCGAAUUGAGCUUGCGUCAAGAACGGCCAUCGCAUCUACAUCCGGAAUCCAUAUAUCAGUCAAUGAAGGAGAGGGGCCGAGCAAUUCCAGCAACGCCUACUGUUCCCAUCAUUGAAAGGGCAAAAUCUGCUAGCAAUCCGCCCCCGAGAAUCGUUGAAGGAAGACCUGGACCUAUUCCUGGAAUGCGUCCACCUAUGGGAGCAGGGUCGGUUCACCAGGCUCAACCAAAAGGAAGCAGCAUGGGACUGAUAAUGCCACUAUACACAAUAGGAAUUAUUGUUUUCUUCGUUUACACAAUUAUGAAGAUUGUCUUCAAAAAACCUAUUCCCAACGCGCCGUACGGACCAGCACCAGCUGAUCCUAACUUCAGGAAGGAAGUAUUCGGUCACGAUAAAAAACCUGAUGAAACAAAUGGCACUAAAUUGGGAUCUAACCAGCAACAAGAACACUGUAGCCGGAUUAAUUGCCAAGAUCAAAGACUUCGAGAAAUGUCAUCAUCUAACAUUAUAGUUGCUACUAACGGCUCGCAAAGCGUUGGCCAAUCAUCCAGCUAUCAACUUACAAAAUCAAACCAUCCAAUAAAUAAGGAAUCUGAGCAAUUAAUGGAAAUUGAAAAAUUGAGGAAAAAACUUGAGGAAACUGAAAAGGCAAUGGCUAAAUUAAUAGCCGAAAUGAAUUCAGAUCAAUUCCAAGCCAAGGAACCAAACGACAAAACGAUGACAAUGGAUAGUGAAAAUAUUACAAAUGGAGAAACAAAUAUUAACGAAUGUGAUGAUCUUAAUUCUGUAGAAAAAUCCGUAGGUGUAAAACAUUUAGAUGACAUGGAAAACUCCAAACAUGAAAUAGUUGAACGUAAAAAAAGAGACGGUAGCGUUGAUAGAUCAGUGGCGGUGCUUGGUAUGGAAGUUACAGCUAGUUGUGAAGGUGGCCAAAAGUGGACCGGCCGGCCUUCCACGCCUGUUUUUUUCUCUCAUCCCGAACAUUCCAGUGAAAAACUUGAAGAUCAUCCAGAACCCCAGUCUAUAUACUUGGAAGGAUCUUUAGGACACGAUUCUCAAAUUCUGGUUGCAGAUUCUGAGACUCGCACAGAAGAAGUUUUUGAUAAGGAACUCAACGGAUCCCCGGAAGAACCAGCUGUUGUGCUUAGUAGUAAAAUGACGUUAUCCUUGAUCAAUCUUGAUGCAGGUGAUAUAAACAACCACGAAAAGACCCCUGCAGGUGAUCUGGAAAGCCCUCUAGCUGAUGACAUUGAAAUAAUUGGGCAUGAAGAAAACUAAAAUUGUUUCCAAACAUUAUUACAUACCUUCAUUGAUACAUUCUCGUUCAUAAAAAAUAACUUCUUAAUUUCUCAUCUUCGUAUUUAAAGAUGCACUUAUUGAAAGUCUUUUUUUAAAAAAAAGGAAUGAAUAAAUAAAAACGACAAAAUGUAAAUGAAAAUACAUAGGUACUCCAAUUUAAGAAAAUAAUUGUUGUUUAAGAUAAAUGACUGAUGUUAUAAUUAUUAUUUGUUUAUUUUUGUAAUUAUUUAUGGAUAAAUGUUGUUUUACAUUUUGUUGAAACCUUAAAGGACAAUUUUACGUUACGUCUUGAUAAAUUUUUAAUGUUCAAUCUAUAUGUUGGUUUUGUUUUCAUUGUAUUUAAAUCAAAAUAUCAAAAAUAAUAACAAAAAAUAUCGCAAAAUCUGUAAAUAAAGGCUACAAAGUAAUUAAUUAUUUAAACCUACGUAUUUUUUCUAAUAAUGUUGAUUUUACAUUUAUAUUUCCAAAUAAGAGUACUGCAGCAUUAAACAUUUUUUGAGCAAUAUGUAACUUUUUGAAUAAACCUUUAGAAUACCGAUUUUAGUAUAUGUAUCUUUAAUAAAAGUUAAAAUUAGUAAUCCAAUAGAUUUUGAAUACAUACGAAAAUAAAAUGAAUCUUAAUUGUGUCACAACACCACAUGUUAUAUUAUUAACUCCAUUAUGAAAUAUUUCAUUAAAAAAUUAAGACAAGACCACAAUAAAGAAAAUAAAAAAAAAUUAAAAACA
Eupeodes corollae is the source of this 2615-nucleotide messenger RNA. RefSeq names its product resistance to inhibitors of cholinesterase protein 3 (gene RIC-3). Bases 312 to 1868 code for a protein of 518 amino acids. The record is from RefSeq and is a predicted model, not a curated record. Gene Ontology annotation, cellular component: intracellular membrane-bounded organelle; neuron projection; neuronal cell body. Gene Ontology annotation, biological process: protein localization to cell surface; synaptic transmission, cholinergic. Lineage: Eukaryota; Metazoa; Arthropoda; Insecta; Diptera; Syrphidae. The transcript has 11 exons.